AUGAGCAAGUCACUCACAAAGAAUGCUCUGACUGCUGGGAUAGCACGUAUCAGUGUGGGGACUGGCGAUACCCCAUUUGAUGUGCACUUAGAACUGUUGUGCGACCACUCGCCCCACUUUGAUGAUGUUUAUGCAGACAGAGCUCUGAAGCCUAUCACAGAGCUUCCUAUUCGUUUCCCGGACGAUAAUUCUGAUGUAUUCUCCGUACUCAUUGGUUGGAUGUAUCGUGGUCAAAUCGCUGUGAAGCCUUCUCCUCAAAGUGUGCUCUUCUUAAUUAAACUCUGGAUACUUGCUGGGAAAUUUGAAAUGGUGGAACUGCAGAACAACCUUAUCUCCCUCUGCAAAGCUCGGAUUGAUGACAAAAGUGGCACAGUUUUUGAUGACCACACAAUCCAUUAUGUCUACUCUCAUACCCUGCCCAAGUCCCCACUACGUCUGCUUGUGGUAGAUACAUGGGUGCGGAAUGCGACUAAGUCACGAUUUUUGGGCCGUGACAAUCCUCCUCGCGAUUUCCUUGAAGAGCUUUGCUGUGCCUUGAUUGAGUGGAAAGAAGGUAGCGCCGGCAGAGAAAUUCCCAUGCGAAACGAGGCGUGCGAAACUAAGCGACUUGCUACCCCGGACCAACUAAGAAGCAGGAAGUUCAAGCAUCCUUCCCCACGUAUUCGCGAGGCCUCUCCUGCGUCUUCUCUGCAUGUCAUACCACCGAUCUCUAACAGACACCGAAAUGAUCCUAACGAGCAAAUUACUUCUGACAUGAGCUCCUUACAGGUUUGA
Aspergillus caelatus is the source of this 774-nucleotide messenger RNA. RefSeq names its product BTB/POZ domain-containing protein. Lineage: Eukaryota; Fungi; Ascomycota; Eurotiomycetes; Eurotiales; Aspergillaceae. Gene Ontology annotation, molecular function: protein binding. The record is from RefSeq and is a predicted model, not a curated record. Bases 1 to 774 code for a protein of 257 amino acids. The transcript is spliced from 3 exons.